GAGAGAGAUCUUCGUUCUCUUUCUAGGUUUUCCCUUGGGAUUUUCACACCUCGAUUGUCCAUCCUUUCUUUUCAUAGAAAACCCUAGCUCCGGCUCCUCUUCCUAUACUGAGAUUCUCCAACGCCGCCGCCUGGCGCAGUUUCCACCGAAGCAGCUAAAGCAGAACCCUUCCAUGGCAGCGGAAUCCGUUGCUCCGACUGCAAGAGACCUCCCGCCGAAGGCCUUUGGGACGGAGACUCCGCCAGAAAAGCCCCGGGGUCGGGUUCUCCCAUCCAGAUGUUCAGCAGAUGGCGAUGCUGGAGCUUGGACCCUCUCGAGCAUAAUGCAGAAACUAUCCAAGGGAGACGAACUUGAAAGCUCGCAUGAUCGGUGUAAUGCUUGCACAGAAUUCUAUGUCCAAAAGGGCAUUGGCUAUCUAAUUGAUGAGGACUCAAUUGAGGAAUAUGAAAAGGUGGCAAAGGAAAAGAGGAAGGAGAAAUUGGAGCAACAGGAAGGAGUGGAGUUAAAUUUUCUCAGCAAACUUGGUCAUGUCCAAAAGAUUGAGAUUCUGAAUGGCAUUGCUGACAUGAAGAAUGAGCUCAGGUCCUUCAUGUUUCUUUUGUUUUACAGAACAAAGGUAUAUUUCAGCAGUGGGUGGUCCAGGCAUGAGAAGAGAUGGAUUGAGAGUGGCAUUUGAAGGCUAGAAUUUUUGCAAUGAAGUUGGCAAUGAAAUUCCUGAGAUGGGAAGUCCUAGAGCAGCUGACUGUUUUGAUUUCUUAAAUAAUUCUUUGGAGCAUAAAGUAACAGAAGAACAGAACAAACUUGGGGUAGGAAAAUCAUUCCCAGGUUUGAACCCAAAGGCUCUCAACAAUCCAGACCUUAAUGUGAUCAUUUGACAUAGCUGUUCUUAAGGGAAAAUCCCGACACAUUAAUCAGAUAUACUGCAUUUUUACAUACAUGUAUGGGUCAUGCAGUUCAAACUUGGCAAGCUGACAUUUAGUCAAUUCAUUUGCAUAGGAUGUCUUUUAUAUUCAUGAUACAUUGUUACUGGAUUCCAUGUUCAGCAUUUGUGAUUUUGUUGCCUAAUCAUUUAACUCUUGUUAGCUAUGAGUAAAGAGAAAAAAAGGAACUCCAUCAUUUUAGCUUUUAUACAGUCAUAUUAUAGAAAGAAAGAAAAGAAAAACUUAUUGUGACCCACUUGUAAGUUAUAUCAUGAUGCUUCUGCCAA
Magnolia sinica is the source of this 1207-nucleotide messenger RNA. RefSeq lists its product as uncharacterized. The record is from RefSeq and is a predicted model, not a curated record. Lineage: Eukaryota; Viridiplantae; Streptophyta; Magnoliopsida; Magnoliales; Magnoliaceae. The coding region runs from base 173 to 676 and encodes 167 amino acids. Gene Ontology annotation, molecular function: zinc ion binding; ubiquitin protein ligase activity. Gene Ontology annotation, cellular component: cytoplasm. The transcript is spliced from 4 exons.